AUGCCGUUUAUGAUAGGUAAAUCUCCAAUCAGGAGAACACUUAAAUAUUUAGAAAAAGGAAAAAUUUUCUUUAGAGAAAAUGUUAAAAUAUUUGCAAUAAAUUACAAUUCAUUAGAAAAACAUCAUAAAGGUGCUAGGGAAUUUGUUUUUUGGCAUUUACCUCAAAUCCAGUAUAAAAACCGAAAUGUUCAAUGUAUUUGCUUUAAAAAUCUAACUCCAUCACCUUUUAUUCAAGUUUAUUUUGAAAAUGGAGACAAUACAUUAAUUGAUAUUGAUAGUAGGAAAAGGGAAGAAAUCUUGGAUCAUUUAUCAAAUUGUACAUUUCUGUGUAAAACAAGGGAUGAAGUAGAAGAAACAGAUUUCACUGAAAAGUUACAAACUAUUAAUUUUGGAUACAAUUGUAAAAAACAUUGUAUAUGUGAAGUUAUGGGUCAAGUGCCUUGCACUUCUUUAGUUGCAGUACCUAAAAUUUGGAGAGGAAUUUUAAAGCCAGACUUACCAUACAAUGUCCCUCCGCAUUAUAUGAAAUAA
Pediculus humanus corporis (human body louse) is the source of this 531-nucleotide messenger RNA. Its product is annotated as ribosomal protein S25, putative. The coding region runs from base 1 to 531 and encodes 176 amino acids. Gene Ontology annotation, molecular function: structural constituent of ribosome. The transcript is spliced from 3 exons. The record is from RefSeq and is a predicted model, not a curated record. Gene Ontology annotation, cellular component: mitochondrion. NCBI's taxonomy places the organism in Eukaryota, Metazoa, Arthropoda, Insecta, Psocodea, Pediculidae.